CUGAGUUGGAAUGUGUGAGGUGUGUGUGUAUUCUGUGAUUGUAGGGCAUUGAGUAGGCACAUGGUUGCUCAUUUGUAAGUGAGAUCUCACUUGAGAAAGAGUCAGUGACAAAGAAAUAAAGUGAGAGAGGGGCAGGACAAGAGGGAAAGGUGACAGCACCAGCACAAGAGAGAAAGAAAUAAAGAAAAAAAGAAGCAGGGAGAGACUAUAAAGCAUUUCCACCUCCAGUACAAUGGAAGACUGUGCAGUGACCUUCUGGAUUUACAUCGGAGUCAUGUCCAUCUUUGUUGGUGGAGCAGUGAAGAAGUUUCUGGCAUCCCAUAUGAGUGCCAUGCCCUCGGUGAUGGCAUGGCUGAGUGCCACUCUGCUCCUGGAGAGACUGUGUGCCUUGUGCAUGCCUGCUGUGCUGGCAAGAUUGGUCCUCUGUGUCUCCUGCUGGCUGUACUUUUCAUGGGCCACCCCCAAGCCAUCCCUGCCAGUGGAGGGCAAGGCAGUCUUUAUCACAGGUUGUGAUUCAGGGUUCGGUAACGCUACAGCAAAACAUUUGGAUGCAUUGGGGUUUGAAAUAUUUGCAACUGUAUUGAACCUGGAAGGUGAGGGAGCCAAAUACUUGCGCAGGGUCUGUUCAUCACGACUUACCCUCCUGCAGGUGGACAUCACCCAGCCCCAGCAGGUACAACAAGCCCUGCUCGACACCAAGGCCAAGCUUGGCAUGAGAGAUUUGUGGGGGCUUGUAAAUAACGCUGGAUGGUGUGUGAAUAUUGGGGAUGUCGAGCUCUCCCUCAUGUCCAACUUCAGAGGAUGCAUGGAGGUUAACUUCUUUGGAACACUCACUGUUACCAAGACCUUUCUACCACUUCUGAGAAAGGCUAAAGGCCGGAUUGUGACAAUCUCCAGCCCUUCAGGAGAGCAUCCCUUCCCUUGUCUGGCAUCAUAUGGGGCUUCAAAAGCUGCUUUGAAUAUUUUAAUCAACACUCUUCGUCAUGAGCUCAAGCCAUGGGGCGUCAAAGUCUCCACCAUCUUACCCUCUGCCUUUAAGACAGGGCAGAGCAGUAACACAGAAUACUGGGAAAAACAGUACAAGCACCUGAUCCAGAAUUUGCCCCCAAGCCUUCUUGAAGAAUAUGGGGAAGAAUACCUACUGGAGAUCAAGGAAAACUUCCAGAGUCAUGCCAAGACAGCGAGAGAGGAUCUGAGCCCUGUAAUUGACACCAUUGUGGACGCACUUCUGUCUCCUGAGCCCCAGGUGCGCUAUUACGCCGGGCCAGGUUUAACACUCAUGUACUUUAUCUGCAGCUACUUCCCUUUGAGCCUCAGUGACAAGUUCCUCCAGAAACUGUUUGUAAAGAAGACAGUGGCGCCUCGUGCCUUGAGGAAACAGUUCAACCUAAGCCUCAACAACAAUAACAACUGCAUAAAUUAUAACAUGAAUAACAGUAACAACAACAACAUCAGCUUCACAAAGAUUAUUGAUUAGUUUAGGUAAAGCACAGUGUAAAUCCUUUAGCACCACUAAUGUGAUCUGUUUAUAGUCAUUUGUUUCCAUUGUAUAUACUUUUCGCUUAUUUUUUUAUUUUAUUUUUUCUUAUUUUUUUUUAUUUUUAUUGUACAAUAUUGUGUAAUAUUUUGUGGGGAUCACUGAAUUGCACCAAAUCAUCUAUGGAUGGCCCAGUACCUACAAGGAAAUUGACACUCUUUAGCAUCAUGAAGUAAAUAAAUUAAUAAUAAUAAUAAUAGUAGUACUAAUAAUAAUAACAAUAGUAAUAAAUCUACCAUGCCCACUGGCCAUAAUUAUUGUCAAUACAAGUUCUCAGGCAUGGCCAAAUUAAACAGAUAUUGUAUACACUAGUUUAUGUAUUUUGCAGAAUGCAUACAUUCUAGGUGUUUACUAUGGAGAUAUGGGUCACCUUCCAACAUCAUAAAUUUGUAGAGAGACAGUUAUAAGUCUAGUGAAAAAUCUUAAAUUAGCCACUGUUACUAAGGCAUGCAGAAUGCAAUCAUUAACCGAAACACUUGAGGCUUUUCAGAAUUACUGCACUGAGUGGCUAAUUGUAAUGAUACUGUGAUCAGGCCAGGGUUAGAUUGGGUUGUAGUGCAACAUCAAGUAAAUAUAGUAUAUUGUUGUUGGUUAUUUGUUUGUUUUUUAGUGACCAAUUGACUCAAAUGGUUUCUAAAGUCAGGUUUUUAAAUGUAUUUAAAAAGUAUUUUUUUAUGUAUUUUACUCCAUAGUUUUGCAUUUGUUAUUUCUGUUGAUGAUUUAUCUGUCACUUUUUUCUUUUACUUUUCUUUUUUUUUUUUUUUUUUUGGCAUGUUAAUGCCAUUUUCUUAAAUCACUUAAACUGUGAAUUUUAUACAAACAUGAAAACAAGUAAACUGUUCACUUGAUCAUUCCUAGAGUUUAUUAAAAUAUAAUCUGUUCCUAGGGUUUUGGAUUUCCUGUAAGAGAACAUUAACAAUUGUCUCUUUUUAGCUUGUCAA
Myxocyprinus asiaticus (Chinese sucker) is the source of this 2478-nucleotide messenger RNA. RefSeq names its product 11-beta-hydroxysteroid dehydrogenase type 2-like. The transcript has 5 exons. Bases 233 to 1477 code for a protein of 414 amino acids. Lineage: Eukaryota; Metazoa; Chordata; Actinopteri; Cypriniformes; Catostomidae. The record is from RefSeq and is a predicted model, not a curated record. Gene Ontology annotation, molecular function: oxidoreductase activity.